GCAGUGUAUUGAGUAUCAAUGUAUUUGAUUGGUGUAUGAUGUGUCGUAGAAAUACAAAAUAGUAACAGUUUGUGUUGCAUAAUAUUGUAAUAUAAAUAAACAUGGGGCUUUUGAGGUCUACUCUUAAAUUUGCUGUAAAAGGCUAUGUGGCAUGGAUUGCUAUUGAUUAUACAAUUCAAGAAGGCUUUUGGUCUGGCUCAAACGAUUCUAUUGUGGCCUUCAAAACACUUGGCAACAAAAUUAAAGAAAUUGUGCCUGAAAAUCUAACGAAUCAACUACCCAAACUAAAUGUAAACGAUAGUGUGAAAAAUAGUUGGAAUACUCAGGUUAACAAUGCUGCAGAAUUAAUCCUUGUAUCACCAAAGAAAAUUUCAGUCUUAAUAGAAGAUACGGUAUUUCAGAAUGAAAAAAUAAAUAAUACAAAUGUCAAACAAAGUAAUCGAUAGACAUGUAAAAUAUGUAUUAAAAAUUGGUAUAAUACAUUUUGUGUAAAUUAA
Ceratosolen solmsi marchali is the source of this 497-nucleotide messenger RNA. RefSeq lists its product as uncharacterized. NCBI's taxonomy places the organism in Eukaryota, Metazoa, Arthropoda, Insecta, Hymenoptera, Agaonidae. The record is from RefSeq and is a predicted model, not a curated record. The transcript has 4 exons. The coding region runs from base 102 to 446 and encodes 114 amino acids.